Molecule: messenger RNA, 717 nt
Organism: Penicillium nucicola
Lineage: Eukaryota; Fungi; Ascomycota; Eurotiomycetes; Eurotiales; Aspergillaceae
Product: HesB/IscA family protein
Exons: 2
Biological process (GO): iron-sulfur cluster assembly
Cellular component (GO): mitochondrion
Molecular function (GO): 4 iron, 4 sulfur cluster binding; iron ion binding; 2 iron, 2 sulfur cluster binding
Source: RefSeq, a predicted model, not a curated record
UCUCUCUCUCACAUAGACCAUAUCAUAUUCUAUCACACCAUGCCACGCUCUAUAUUAUCGCCCACAGCUGCUCGACGGCUAUCCCAAGCCCCAGCUUGCCGCCUGUUCUCAACUUCUCGCCCGGCUUGCCUCUCCGCAUUCUCCGACGGCCAAUUCAUUUCUCGCCGGACAGCAACUGUACCACGUCUUCAGGGCUUGGUGCCACGCUCCCAGAUCCCUCGCUCUCUCCGCCAACGCUACGUUGAGUUUUCAUCCUCGUCCAUUCGCCCGGCUACCGUGGUCAUGCAAAAUCCGAGAACCGGAGAUGACGGGGAACCACUUGAGAUUGCGAUUUCGCCACGGGCUAUAGAGCGUCUUCGCGAAAUUACAGACCCAACCACCUCUCCCUCCGCCACAAAAGAAGAAAAUCCCUACCACCAUCUCCGAAUCACAGUCACUAGCGGUGGAUGUCACGGUUUCCAGUACAUGAUGUCCUUGGAGGGCGCCUCCAAGAUCGACCCGGAAGAAGAUACAAUCUUCCAAGGCCAGCCCGAUAGCUCAGCAGCUGAAUCAGCCGGUGAUGCUAAGGUUGUGAUGGAUGAGCCCUCGCUCGAACUGCUGCAUGGCAGCACUGUGGACUACACCACCGAGUUGAUCGGAAGCCAGUUCAAGAUCGUUGAUAACCCGCGUGCUACGAGCAAUUGCGGUUGCGGUACCAGCUUUGACGUUAGUGAUUGA